AUGACAAUCCCGGAGAGCGGCCCCGACCCGGCGCAUGUGGCCGACAUCCCCGGCCGGUCCAUGCUGAUCCUCUACGGCUCAGAAACCGGAAACAGCCAGGACAUCGCCGAAGAGCUGGGCCGAAAUGCCCAGCGCCUGCACUUCAAGACCAAGGUCGACGAGAUGAACGGAGCUCAACUGAGUAUGCUAUUGCAGUAUACUCUGGUCGUCUUCGUCAUCUCGACAACAGGUCAGGGAGACAUGCCGCGCAACUCAAUUGCCUUCUGGAAGAGUUUGCUCAGGAAGAAGUUGCCACCGGGGUGUCUUGGUGCCGUCAAGUUCACGACGUUUGGUCUUGGCGAUAGCAUGUACAUCAAGUUCAACUGGGCAGCAAGGAAGCUUCACAAGCGGCUUGAACAGCUCGGGGCCCAAGAGUUUUACCCACGCGGGGAGGCGGACGAGCAAGACUCAGAUGGCGCCGACGAGAGGUAUAUGCCUUGGGCCGCGGAUCUACAGAAGAAGCUCCUCGAAACAUUCCCGCUCCCGGAGGAUCUCUCACCUAUCCCGGACGAUGCUCUCCUGCCUCCGAGAUAUAGUAUCUCCUUGGCGGAUACUCCAGGCGCAGCCAAAACCCCGAGCGACCUCAACGGCCAUGCUAAAGAACAACAACCCGAAUUCCAGACAUCCAUCGAUAGCCUCACCGAGAAGACGGACUCCCUGGAAAUAAGCGACACACCACCAACUACUCUCCUUCCAAUCACAGCCAGCCAAACGGCAACUCUCACCUGCAACGACCGCGUAACCCCCUCAACACACUUCCAAGACGUCCGCCAAAUCACCCUCUCCCUCCCCGGCAACCCUCCAAUAAACCCGUUCGACAGCCUGACAAUCUUUCCCAAAAACUUCCCCCAAGACGUCCAAAAGCUAAUCGACCUAAUGCACUGGUCCCCCGUGGCCGACCUCCCGCUCUCCAUCCCCUCCGACCUCCCGCGCGGCCUCUUCGUCGACGCCGACAGCCCAGUCACCCUCCGCCACCUGCUCACCCACAACCUCGACAUAACCUGCAUCCCCCGCCGCAGCUUCCUCAAGGAGAUGUCCUACUUCACCACCGACGAGUACCACAAGGAGCGCCUCCUCGAGUUCACCAUGAGGGAGUACACGGACGAGUUCUACGACUACACCACCCGCCCGCGCCGCACCAUCCUCGAGGUCCUGGAGGAGUUCACCUCGGUGAGGAUCCCCCUCCGCAGGGUCCUCGACAUGUUCCCCGUCAUGCGCGGCCGCGACUUCAGCAUCGCCAGCGUCGCACACAACCCCGACGACGGCACAACCAGCGCCGCGCUGCUCGUCGCCCUCGUCAAGUACAAGACCAUCCUCCGCAAGACCCGCCAGGGCCUCUGCUCGCGCUACCUCGAGUCCCUCCCGACCGGCACGCCCCUCCGCGUCACUGUAAACCACAGCUCCGCCUCCCUCCACGGCCCCGCCAACGCCCGCAGGCCUCUGGUCGCCGUCGCCACCGGCACGGGCGUGGCCCCGCUCCGCCUCUUCGUCGAGGAGCGCCUCUCGCACGAGCACACGGGCGACACGGCCAUCUUCUUCGGCAACCGCAGCCGGCACGCCGACUUCCACUUCCGGGACGUCUGGGAACGUCUCCGGAGCGCCGCCGACAAAAGACUCGACGUCCACACGGCCUUCUCCAGGGACAAGGACGCGCCCCGCGAGUACGUGCAGGACGUGAUCCGCAAGCGCCCCGCCGAGGUCCGGGCGAUGGUCUCUUCCGACGCCAUCUUCGUGGUCUGCGGCGGCAGUCUGAAAAUGUCGCGUGCCGUCAAGGAGGCCGUCAAGAGUUGCCUGGCCGGGGACAAGGACUCGUAUCCCGACGAGGCGGCGGUGGAGGCUGCUUUUGCAAAGUUGACCUGGUGGGAGGAGAUUUGGUAG
Colletotrichum karsti is the source of this 1917-nucleotide messenger RNA. Its product is annotated as flavodoxin. The record is from RefSeq and is a predicted model, not a curated record. The transcript has 4 exons. Gene Ontology annotation, cellular component: cytosol. Gene Ontology annotation, molecular function: NADPH-hemoprotein reductase activity; FMN binding; flavin adenine dinucleotide binding. Lineage: Eukaryota; Fungi; Ascomycota; Sordariomycetes; Glomerellales; Glomerellaceae. Bases 1 to 1917 code for a protein of 638 amino acids.